Molecule: messenger RNA, 1913 nt
Organism: Scylla paramamosain (green mud crab)
Lineage: Eukaryota; Metazoa; Arthropoda; Malacostraca; Decapoda; Portunidae
Product: valine--tRNA ligase, mitochondrial-like
Exons: 14
Coding region: 764-1750 (328 amino acids)
Biological process (GO): valyl-tRNA aminoacylation
Cellular component (GO): cytosol
Molecular function (GO): ATP binding; valine-tRNA ligase activity
Source: RefSeq, a predicted model, not a curated record
CCAAGGCUGUGGUCUGUGGCUGCGUGACCUUGACGUACAGAACACUACAGGAGUUUUGUGUGUGUCAGUGUUGCCAGCCAAGACCACCAGUGUUACCAGAUGAAAGGGAGAUGCCUAGAGAGACGCUAAGUGGAUGAAAAGUCUCCUCCACCUUCUCCCCCAUUGCUCCAUCCACACUCGCCCUGCCACGACCCUCCACCGACCACCAGGAGGGAACAUGAGUCGUCCAGGUCGUCUUAACAAGGCGCUGAGUUGACGUAGAGGAGGAGAGGGAAGGAAGAUCUGAGCUGCGGAUAAGACCCUCAUCAGUCACUGCUACAUCUUGCAACCAGUAUUUGGAGAACACAGUGAGAAUAAUUGAGGGUGGUUGCAUCACCCUCAAUCACCAUCUACAAAACUCAAACGAUGACCAAAGCGGCAGUGGAUCUGUACAUGAGUGAGGUGGCGAGGGGCGUGGCCAGGGGGCGGCUAGCAGCGUGUGCCACCAGGGAAAUGUGUAUGAACAUAAAAAAAGGCGCCCGUCAAGAAAGGCACAGAUGCAGGGUGGUGAGGCAGUGUUCAUCCCAGGGGCACACCACACAGGGUCAGCAACACAGAUGGUGGUGGAGAGGCACCUGUGGGACGCCCAGGGGAACACCAAACACAACCUUGACAGACAGAAGAGUUUAUUGAUGAAGUGUGGAAGAAGAGGAGAAAGGAACAAUGAUAUUCGACCAGCUGCGGCAUCUGGGGGCUUCACUUGACUGGGACAGCUGGGACAUGGAUGCAGCGAGAGACUGGCCUGUGUGUCUGUCUGUACAUCCUGACGGAAGCGUUUGUCCGUCCGUACGAUGCUGGGCUGGUGUACCGCAAGGAGGCUCUCGUCAACUGGUGCUGCAGCCUUCAGUCGGCCAUCUUGGACAUUGAAGUGGACCACCUGCACCUGACAGGACCCACGGAGCUGGCAGUCCCGGGGUACAGCAAACCGGUCAGCUUCGGAAAGAUGUGGGACUUCCCUUACAGACUGGCAGACUCAGGAGGGCAUGGCAUAGCUAGCUGGACAACAUCACAGACUGGUGUGUCUCCCGGCAGCUCUGGUGGGGCCACAGAAUGCCAGUGUACCACAUUACUGCAGCAGAUGGCGAGGAGGUGUGGGUGGCGGCUGCUCGGAGGAGGAUGCAAGGCGGAAGGCUGUGGAGAAGGAAGCAGGAGGAAGAUCUGGACACCUGUUUCUCCUCUGGCCUCUCCCUUUGCCUCGCUGGGCUGGCCGGGUCAGGGGAGGGGAGAGACCAUGCCUGACCUUGCUCGCUUCUACGCAACGACCUUGAAGACGAGUCACGGCAUCCUCUUGUGGGUGGCUCAGGUGGUCAUGCCGGGACUCGACUUGACGGGGAGGCUUUCCUUUGAGACUGUGCUGCUGCAUGGCCUCCAGGGUGAUGGUGGCGGCCACAAGACGUCCAAGUCCUGGGGCAGUGUGAUAAACCCCCUGGAUGUCAUCAGUGGGGCGUCCCUGGAGGUGUGUGACUUGCUGGUGCUGUGUGUUCUGUACUGGUGUUCAUUGGGUGUGGUGAGCAGUACCUUGACAGCAGGUACUGUGCGAGAGGGUGGAGGGGACCCUGAAUGCAGAAGAAGUACUCACUGGUCUCGUAUGAACUCUCCCACAGGCAUCCCAGAGUGUGGAGCUGAUGCCCUUUGGUCCACCCUGUGCUCCACCAGCUUCAGGAAACCGUCACCCCAAACAAUGAGUGGUGGAGGGUGCGUUCUGCGUUGACAGCCAGCAUGAGCGGUGACAGGAGCCAUGGGUGCCUUGCCUCCUCGCACCACCACCACAAGCACCACCACUCCUGCCAUCACCUACAAGGGGGAGACUGUGAUGUGGCUGCAGGUGGAUAGGUUCGGAGGCCUCCAGAGAGCUGCCCAGAGUGAAGCUUGUG